Gracilinanus agilis (Agile Gracile Mouse Opossum) is the source of this 900-nucleotide messenger RNA. It is a transcript of the gene KRT222, whose product is annotated as keratin 222. The transcript is spliced from 6 exons. Gene Ontology annotation, molecular function: structural molecule activity. NCBI's taxonomy places the organism in Eukaryota, Metazoa, Chordata, Mammalia, Didelphimorphia, Didelphidae. The coding region runs from base 1 to 900 and encodes 299 amino acids. The record is from RefSeq and is a predicted model, not a curated record.
AUGGAACUGUCCCAGCUCCUCAAUGAGAUCAGGGCAAACUAUGAAAGGCUGCUCACCAGAAAUCAGAUAGAGACGGUGCUCGCAACGAGACUCCAGCUAGAAGAAGAUUUAAGCAAAAAAAUGGACAAAGAUGAAGAAGCUCUAAAAGCAGCCCGAGCAGAACUUAAAGAGGCCCGCCGCCAGUGGCACCAUCUGCAAGUGGAAAUUGAAUCCCUCCAUGCCGUGGAAAGGGGCCUGGAAAAUUCACUGCAAGAGUCUGAGCAACAUUACCAGAUGCAACUUCAAGACCUGGAGGCUGUGAUUGAAGGCCUGGAGAAAGAACUGGCAGAAGUAAGGCAGGGCAUCGAAAAGCAGCUCAGAGAGCAUGAGAUACUACUCAACACGAAGAUGAGGUUAGAACAAGAGAUAGCAACUUAUCGCUGCCUUCUGGAAAAAGAAGAAAUCAGAUAUUAUGGUUCUAUUCAAUCUGGAAAAGAAGAUAUAAAACCCACAACAAGUCGGGUAGGCUUUAUCUUACCUCCAGGUGAUAAAUGCUAUAUCCCUCAAGAAGUAUCUUUUUCAACAGAAGUCAUACAUAAACGGGACAAAGAAAAGGUAGAAACAGUGACCAAACAGGCCAUCCUAAACGGAAGCAUUGUGAAGGAGAGUACCGAAGCUCACGGGACCAUACAGACAGAAAGAGUGGAUGAAGUUAUUAAAGAAUGGGAAGGUUCUUUCUUUAAAGACAACCCACGAUUAAGGAAAAAAUCUGUUUCUCUACGAUUCGAUCUACACUUAGCAGCCACAGAUGAAGGGUGCUUACAGACUAAACAGGAUAAUCUACCAGACAUAGAGGUCAGGCUUAUUAUGCGGAGGUCAUGCAGCAUCCCCUCUAUCAAACCUUCAUCGGGAGCUAAUUAA